This is a messenger RNA of Oreochromis aureus, 1261 nucleotides long. RefSeq names its product solute carrier family 25 member 26 (gene slc25a26). NCBI's taxonomy places the organism in Eukaryota, Metazoa, Chordata, Actinopteri, Cichliformes, Cichlidae. The transcript has 10 exons. The coding region runs from base 118 to 930 and encodes 270 amino acids. Gene Ontology annotation, cellular component: mitochondrial inner membrane. Gene Ontology annotation, molecular function: S-adenosyl-L-methionine transmembrane transporter activity. Gene Ontology annotation, biological process: transmembrane transport. The record is from RefSeq and is a predicted model, not a curated record.
CCAAAAUGGCUGCGUCCUUCACAGGCAUGAUUUGGUUUCACUGAAGUGUCAGUUAAUGUGUAGCAGUUGCAUUUUUAAUAGCUAAAAGACUGCAAGGCCAGCUUUGAGAGCGGAAACAUGGAGAGGCGAGAGUUCAUGGCGUCUCUGGUGGCAGGAGGCUGUGCGGGGAUGUGUGUGGAUCUGACCCUGUUUCCACUCGACACAAUAAAGACCAGACUGCAGAGUCAGCAGGGCUUUUACAAGGCUGGAGGCUUUAGGGGCAUCUACGCUGGAGUCCCAUCUGCUGCUGUCGGCUCCUUCCCCAAUGCCGCUGCUUUCUUCGUCACCUACGAAUACACAAAGGCCCUUCUCGGCACCGGUGGAGUAUUUGCAUUACCACAUGUGGCACCUGUCACUCACAUGCUGGCCGCCUCCCUGGGAGAAGUAGUGGCGUGUCUGAUCCGGGUACCCACAGAGGUGGUCAAACAGAGGGCCCAAGCUUCCCUCUCAUCGUCUACCUACAGCAUACUGCUGGCUACUCUUAGAGAAGAGGGGGUUCGAGGCUUGUACAGAGGAUAUGGCAGUACAGUCCUCAGAGAGAUCCCAUUCUCUCUGGUUCAGUUUCCGCUUUGGGAAUAUUUAAAGACUCUGUGGUCGUCGAGGCAAGGUCACACGCUCUACUCUUGGCAGUCAGCAGUGUGCGGAGCUGUUGCAGGUGCGGUAGCUGCGUUUGUUACCACUCCUCUUGACGUGGCAAAGACCAGGAUCAUGCUCGCAAAGGCCGGCUCAACCACAGCGAGCGGCAACAUCCCACUGGUGCUCUACGAUGUGUGGAGGAGUAGGGGCAUUGCAGGUCUGUUUGCUGGCAGCAUACCGAGGAUGACCUUCAUCAGCGCGGGCGGUUUCAUCUUCCUCGGAGCCUAUGAGAAGGUCCGAAGCACUUUGCUAUAGCAGCACGACCUGUGACUGUCCUGAGUCCUGACCUGAUGGAGAGAACCGGAACAGCAGGAAAAUCGUCUCUGGAAAUGGAAGAUCCAGCAUCCUGCUGAGUCCUUUGAAAUGAGGCGAAGAGGAGACGCUCACAGGGAUGACUGCAUUACUCAGAGUGCAACAUUCAUACUUAUUGAUUAGGCACUCAAAACACCACAGAAUUUUGUUGAAGUGAAGCAACACUGUAUCAUCUAGGACAACGCAGUCAUUGUAGUCAGCAGUGACUGGGACAAUUUAUGUUUCAUGUGUUUGUGAGAGAAUGAAUUAUAUGAUUAAAAACUGUGUCUUUGUA